CACCAGCAUGGCUCGUUUUACUCUACUUGCGGCGAUAUUCGCUGGGCUAGUGUGUCUGAUCGAUCAUUCCGCCGUCUUAGCCAUGCCGAAUGCAAUUCAGGCGCCUUCCGAUGCAUCGCAAAUACCCAACUUUCCGGGACCUGGUGAUAUUCCAAAGCCUCCCGGAAUGCUACACAGUCGAGUAGCACGUCAAGCACCGCCCGAAAUUCCCGGGCAAGAUCAGUUUCCACCACCACCGCCGCCGCCGCCCCAAAUGUCACAGAUGCCACAGAUGAGAUCCCGUCGAAAUGCAAGGACAUCGAUCGAAAUGGCAAACAUGCUGCCGGCGCUAGAACCCAUAUCGUAUAUUUCGUUGGCUCGUGAAAAACGAGCCGCCAAGGGCACGGGCGGCAAGCUUCCCAGCAAGGCUGGAUAGGGGAAGUAACC
This is a messenger RNA of Anopheles maculipalpis, 426 nucleotides long. RefSeq names its product formin-like protein 1. NCBI's taxonomy places the organism in Eukaryota, Metazoa, Arthropoda, Insecta, Diptera, Culicidae. Bases 8 to 415 code for a protein of 135 amino acids. The record is from RefSeq and is a predicted model, not a curated record. The transcript has 4 exons.